CCACUGCCUCCUAACUAUAUCCAGUUAGCCAGCGGGCCCCAGUCUAGUAACUCCGCUUUGUGUUGUAGACUUCACCCAAUGUGUGCAUCGCGACAGCGAUUUCGAUUCGCCCUUACGCGCAUGCCGCCCAGGGCCGCUCACCGUGUUGUGUCCGCUUAGCCUUUGGGCGCCACCUGCUCGCCUCACUCGCGUCCGCACUCGUAGCCGCCUGAACCCGCGCUCGCCGUCGCUCAACGCGACUUCACCUCUCGCUUGUCGUACAGAGCGCCGCCACCGUCGCAAUGGCGCUCCAUAGUAGACGAUCCGCUCUCUCGCGUCACCACCUCUUGCCGCCCCUCCUGCUGUUUCUCCCCCUCGUAUGCCACGUCACCCGCCACGUCAGCGCGAAGGCCAGCCCGCAAGCCUACCCGCCCUGUCCGUUCACGGAGCAGCGGCCAGCGAAGCCGAACGUGACGAUGACGCGGUGCGUGGACGCGGCGGCGUGGGCGUGCUGCGCGGACUGCACCGACGCGAGCAACUCGCUGCACGGGCUGACGGCGAACCAGACGGUGGUGCUGGAGAUGCUCAAACCGGAGAUCGUCACCAUCAUCGGCAACAAGGACGUGCAGCAAUGCGCGAUGUUCAAGGGGUUCGACGCGUGCAGCUACGACCUGGAGCAGCUCUACUGCGCCAUCACCUGCAACCCCGAUGCGGGCACGUAUGUGAAUGCCUCGUCAGCGACAUCUGGCGUGCUGGCCGUGUGCGACGCGUACGCCACGAGCGUAUUCAAUGACUGCAAGGACGUGCCCAUGAUGGGGCAGGCGACGCUGGGCAGUCUGCUGAGCAACAAGGACGUGUUCAUCAAGCUCGUCUUCAGCCUGCUCUUCGCCCGCUUCAGCGGCAUCAACGUCACCGUCAACGUCUUCCCACAGGGGGCGUCGGGGUGCUACAAUGGUCCCAAGGCCCUUCCCCCCAAGCCCGUGUGCUGCGAUUCGUUCACCAACACCCCGGGCUGCAACUUCAAGAAGGACCCUCUUCUCGCGCCCUAUGUCGGCCGGAUACUGGACCCCAAUGCUUGUGGGGCAUCUAGCGGUGGCAGCAUCAACGCUGGAGUACCUAACGCAGUGAACAAUCAAGGCCCGCCAUCUCCAUCUCCAGCCACGCCGGACAGCAGUGGCUCUCCUCCAAAGGUCGCAGAGAAGACUGCAUUGAGCUCUCUAAUUCUGCUCGUCCAAUUGGUACUCGUCGCGGCCAUUUCCGUGUUAUAUUGCUAGCAUUUUUGGAAUAUGCAUGUAGUGGUACCGGUAAUGCGAUUUGCCGUAUUCACCUUGACGUUAGCUCGUGGCGAUUGUUAUUUUUUAUGUGAAAGCCAACAUACUAGUAGUGUAACCUCUAC
Messenger RNA from Closterium sp. NIES-67, 1375 nucleotides. The record is from the annotation of a GenBank genome assembly. Lineage: Eukaryota; Viridiplantae; Streptophyta; Zygnematophyceae; Desmidiales; Closteriaceae.